AACUUCCAAACGCAUAACACAUAUUCAAUUAUCCGCUCCAGUUUUAGAAAUUCCCAAAUAUCACAAGUUUCCUCCCUUCACGACCGGUGUAAUUUAUACAUUUGGUCCUUCGAACCGGAUCGGUGAAAGGAAGCAUUACGUGCAGUGAAACUUGCAGCAGGACACUACGUGUUCACAGAUUUGGGAAUAAACGGAACUACGUACCGUUUAUGUACAGUGGUGAUUCAAAGUGUGAUAUUUCUCCGUUUAAACCCGUUGUGUUUUUCAUUUCCUUUGGUUGCCCCGCUAUCACGGGCAAAGGAGACGUUUGUGAAGUGUUCGUGAAGAUUACAUCGUGUCACGAACAAGGAACAGAAAAGCGAGUGUGUAGUUCGAUCGGAACGCGUAAGAAAACCGACGCCACCCACGCCAUUUCAAAUUUGGCACCCAUAACUGCAACGACACCCAUUGCGUUUUCAAAUUUGCGCCAUUCGAAAUUUGGUUUUGCGUACAAGUUGCAUCCAAGUUACAGUGAGAUUAUCCUACGCGCCAAAAAUUCAAAGAGAAAAUGGCGAAACAAUUAAAAGCGUUUCAACUGAAAAAACGCCAAGCUGCCGAGCUAAUUAAAACCGUGGAACAGUUCACCAGUGAAUAUACCGAUGAUAGAGUGAGUGAAGUAUCAGUGUGUCUAGACCAGCUGGAAAGGUAUUACGAAGAUUUUCUCCAGGCAAGCGCGAAAGUUUCGGAGCUAGAUGAGGAUGGGGCGGAAACGUAUGUGGCGGAACGUUGCGAAAUGGACACGCGUUACCGACGCGUGAAGGGUUUCCUUCUACGAAGGCAACCCUCGAACCCGGGUGUGAGUGAUUCGGUGUUGAUCGCGAAUUCAACGAUGAAUACUACGGGACGAUCGAGUGCUGUGAAUGUGCGUCUGCCGAAAAUCGAAUUACCUACGUUUGAUGGUGAUUCUACCAAGUGGCUUACUUUCCGGGACCGAUUUGUAGCUAUGAUUGAUUCUUCCGCGGACAUUCCUAACAUCAUGAAGCUGCAAUAUCUGCUGUCGUCGUUAAAGGGUGAUGCUGGAUUGCUCUUCGAGCAUACCACCUUAACAGCAGAUAAUUACGACGUGACGUGGACUGCCUUGCUGAAGCGAUACGACAACCCGCGUACGCUUGUUCGCGAGUACUACCGGAAGAUUCAUCACCUACCGACAGUGAGCCGUGAAAGGGUGGAUGAAUUGGCGCAGCUCGUGGAUGAAUUCACGCGGCACGUGAACGGGCUGAAGAAACUCGACGAGCCCGUUGAGUACUGGGAUACGCCGCUCGCCAACCUCUUGCUGAUGAAACUGGACACGGCGACCAUCUUGGCUUGGGAAAACCAUUCAGCACAGCACACGAAAGAUAAGUACAAGGAGUUAGUAGAUUUCCUUCAUAGUCGUGUCCGAAUCCUUAAGUCAACGCGUGAGUUUUCCCAUACUGAACUAAAUACGAGAAUGGUGGCCGGUAGCAAAAAAAUAUUCGAACAUAGACCAAGGUUGGUGGGUAACACAGCGACGGCAGGAAGAGCAAUACCGCAUAUGUCAGCGCCACAGCCACCACAACCACCGUGCAUUUUUGGUUGCACGGAGGCUCACCAUUUGCGGGUUUGUCCGGAAUUCGCAAAUAAGGACGUACCCCAACGGCGGGAAAUCGCAACACGAGAACGGCUGUGUUGGAAUUGCCUGAAUCGUCAUCACCAAGUGAGGGAUUGCCGCUCGUCGUACCGGUGCACUACGUGCAAGGCACGACACCAUUCACUACUACAUGUGAAUUCAGCGGUGACCAUGGCUGCGCAAUCCGAUGAGGAAAUGGUUCUUCUGGAAACGGUCCUUCUCCAGCUCGUGGAUGAUCACGGCAACACGUAUGAUGCGCGGGCACUUCUCGAUUCGGGAUCGAUGUGCAAUUUCGUUUCCGAAACCAUGGCGCAGCGAUUGCUAACACCGUUGUCAAAGGUAGACGUUGCCAUAUCUGGUAUAGGGCAACAGAUGCAGCACGUCAAGGGUUCCAUUACAGCGGCCGUUCAAUCGAAAGGGGCUGACUUCUCUACAACAAUGGAAUUUCUUGUACUAAAGACUCCGUCGGCAGAUCUUCCAACCACACCGAUAAACGUAGAGUCGUGGUUCCUCCCGAAUAUAAAAUUGGCUGAUCCUACUUUCCACGUCCCCGGAAAGGUAGAUGUGGUUAUUGGCGGUGAUACAUUUUGGGAACUACACACUGGAAGGAAGCGGUCACUGGGCGAAGGAAAACCAUGGUUGUUGGAGACACCGUUUGGAUGGGCGAUCUCUGGGAAUACUUCCCGUUGUUCUGGGCCCAAUUUGCGGUUGUGUCACCUGGCAACCAAUGAAGGUGACAUUGCAGCUUCGCUACAACGGUUCUGGGAGGCUGAGAGCAUUUUAGAAGGCCCUGCGUUGUCUUUGGAAGAAGACCUGUGUGAGAAGUAUUAUGCUUCCACGACUACGCGAAAUGCUCAAGGUCGCUAUGUCGUGUCGUUGCCGCGAAAUGCCAAACCGGAGAAAGUCCUGGGUUUGUCAACCCGGCAAACAAUUCGGGUCAGUUUGUAGGUGAGGGCUAUUACCGAUAUGUGCAGUGCCGUGGAAUAACAAAAAUUGCUUCAAAAAAGCUGUGUGUGUGGCUGAUACUCCAGCAUCUUCCCAAUAUGUGUGUAAACAACGCCAAGAGUAUUACUGUUUUGUGAUCAUCAUAUUUGAUUCGGAUUGCACAUUACCGGGCAGAAAAAGCUUCAAGCAACCAAUUUUGUACAGCAUCCGCACGCUGUAUGAAGGUGUAAAACAAAUUUUCAUCUGUAAGAUGCUCUUCAAACCUGUCCAGUGACUCUUCAUUGCUUAUAUAUUGCAUCGGGAUGGUUUAAGCAUUGCGUCGCACGCCUUUCAUCGGGUGUAUUGUGGCCACUACAUCCAGUUUUAAUAAUGAACAUUGUGAACAAAAAUCGUGCCCAGGACAAGUUCUUUUUGCUUGAAUUAACUCUGUGUUCUUAUUUACAUGAAUAGAUACGGUGGACGGAUGAAUGCUGCUUGCUGACGACUGCUCUUCGUGAAAUGUUGAUCCCGGUGAUGAAACACACGGUUCCGGUGUCAUGCUUGGUGACGGCUGACGGGAACCUUGAUGCACGACAGUCGUUUUUGCCGGUCGCGCAAAGUCAUGCGCGCAUGAACCAGCAGCUGAAGCAACAGACGAUUUCGGCGUCGCACUUGUAGUUGGCUGCGAUCCUUGCAUUUGUUCGUCAAACGAUCCUAACGAUCACGGAAUGCCAUCCACGGAUCCAGCCGCACGCACUUGUGGUCAGCUGCGAUCCAUGCGAACGCUUUAACGACAUUGUCGCUAGUGGAGCAACACGCACGGAACUAGCAGGCACAAGUAUCGCUUUCGUUGAGGGCUGCGAUCCUCGCUUUUGUUCCAUCGAUCCUGCCGGACGCGUAGCGAUAUCCACGGAACCAGCAGUGAGAGCAGUAGAAGAUUCCGACGUCGCAGACGAUCCUGCCGGCCGCGGAAUGACACGCAUGGAACCUGCAGCGGGAACAAAUGCCGAUCCUCGCUUUUGUUCCACCGAUCCUGCCUGCGUAGCGAUAUCCAUGGAACCAGCAUCGGGGGCAAGAGACGGUUCCGGCGUCGGUCUUGAUGACGUUCGCGGUCCAAAAACACGGACGAUCGCUCCUGUGGAGCAUAACACAGCCGAAGGCAGUUGUUGCAGUGCAAAAAGGCGCCCUUUCUUUGGUGGUUCCGACAUUAUAUUUUGGCUGAAAUAAUCAAUCGUUUUAUUAUUUUUUAUGUGAAACUGCUGAGUUGAAUUUGAAUGCUGCACGCUGAGUGUUUAUGUUUUCAGCUGUGACUUUGAAUAAAGGGUAACAAUCACACGCACAA
Molecule: messenger RNA, 3893 nt
Organism: Anopheles stephensi (Asian malaria mosquito)
Lineage: Eukaryota; Metazoa; Arthropoda; Insecta; Diptera; Culicidae
Exons: 4
Coding region: 548-2575 (675 amino acids)
Source: RefSeq, a predicted model, not a curated record